Trichogramma pretiosum is the source of this 5004-nucleotide messenger RNA. RefSeq names its product otoferlin. Gene Ontology annotation, biological process: plasma membrane organization. The transcript is spliced from 27 exons. Gene Ontology annotation, cellular component: membrane. The record is from RefSeq and is a predicted model, not a curated record. Lineage: Eukaryota; Metazoa; Arthropoda; Insecta; Hymenoptera; Trichogrammatidae. Bases 1 to 5004 code for a protein of 1667 amino acids.
AUGGCAUGGGGCGCCGGCAAGAAGCCUGCGAGGAAAGUCGAGCGCUAUCAGGUGUGCGUUACUAUUAUCAAGGCGAAGCAUCUCGAGCCUAACUCCAAUCCGCAGUGCGUCGUGCGGCUCGGCAAUCGCAAGAAGAAGACCCUCGUCCGCAAGAGGACCGACAGUCCCUACUUCAACGAGUACUUUGUGUUCGAUCUGACGUGCAGUCUCGAGGAGCUGCUCGCCACGCGCUUGGACAUAUCGAUUUUUCUGCGCGGCCGCUUGAAGCGCUCCAAGUUCCACGGCAGCGCCGAUUUCGAAAUCGCCGCCGUUUGGGAUCAAGCAGACCACCAGUACCAUCACAAGUGGGCCAUGCUGACCAACCCGAGGGACUUGGCGGCCGGCCCCAAGGGCUACGUCAUGUGCAACGUUGCCGUCUUGGCCAAGGGCGAAAAAACGAGACUGCCCCCGGACACGGACGGCGACGACGACAUCGAGGGAAAUUUGUUGCUACCGCUGGGCACGAAUAAAUACUUGAGCACGAGGCAGUGCGCCAGAUACAUUUUCACUCUCUACCGGGCGGAGGAUUUGCCUCGAGAGGCCUCCGAGGAGUGCUACCUCAGCAUCUCCUUCGCUGGUAUGAAGGCCUCGACGAGCAGCGAGGGCGGCUGCGGUGAUCCCUGCUACAACGAGCGCAUCGUCUUUCGCGAGAUGUUCCCGUCGCUCUGCCACCGAGCCCGAUUGGUCUACAAGUGCCGCAAGACGGGCCAACUCGCCACGCACCUGCUCAACUUCAAGGAUAUCUCCAACUCCAGCGAACGGGGUUUCUUACCAACUUUCGGCCCAUCGUUCAUACAUCUGUACGGAGACGAGGAACCGAUUUAUCGGGGCCGUUUGCUGCUGUCAUUGAAAGUGGAAAUCGACAUUUUAGAAACUGCCACGGCGGCCAGCGUAACGAUCGAGGACGCACCUGGCCUGGCCGAGGCUAGUAUCUGGCGUGUGGAGGAGUAUCUGCUAGUCUGCGUGUUACACGAUGCCUGUAUGAUCGAUCGAAGCCUCCUGGCGUGUGGCAAGUCUGUUAGCUUCGAGCUUAACUUGGGUAAUGCCGGCAACAGGAAAUACUGCGCUUCGGCGAAACAGCUCGGCAACCAAGACGAUGACGACGAGCAAGACGACGACGAGGAUACGCUCAAAGCCGGUAGCUCGUCGUGCAUAGGCUGCGCCAGCGCCGACAGCAGAAGCGCGAGCUCGCCUCUGAAAAUCGACUCGCUGGAUAACAAGUACAACUACAUAGCUCUAGGCGCAAAAAAGCCCUGUUGCCAUGUCAAGUCUUGGUGGCCGAAUACGGACUGGCGACAGCGCAAUUCCAACAGGCUCAACUUCAUCGCUGAUUUUUUGGAGAGCGAGCUGGAGCAAAUCGACGAGCUCGAGGCAGCGAACCACGAGAGCUGCUACGUGUCGUACAACGCAACAAUGCGAACUUUGAAGCUUCACUGCGGCGACUAUCUGCGCAGUCUUCGAUCCAUGUCGGAUACCAUCUGUGGCAGCGAUAACGACGACGACGAGGACGACGAUGGCUCCUGCCUCACUAUUUUGGAUAAGUACAGGCUGAACCACUGCAGACUGGAAAUGGAAAAGAUACUCGAGAGACUGAAAGCCCAGGGAGAGCUGAAGGACAACACGCUGCUGAGGAUCGGCCUGCUGCACGCCCGCAGACACUUGCAGCUCAUCAAAGAGCUGGCCACCGACCCCCAGCACAGCCAGCCCGAUAUCUUCAUCUGGCUGCUGCGGAAGAAUCGACGCGUGGCCUACGCUCGUCUGCCCGCAGCCCGAUUCAUCCACGCGGAAGAGCGUGCCGAGCGUGGCCGAGAUUGCGGCCUGCGCACCAGCGUGUUCCUCAAGCGGCCAGAGGCUGCUGCGGCCGCCACGCUCGACGACGCCACUUCCGACAUGUCCGGCGGCGUUUGCAAGCUCGAGCUCUUCCUCUGGCUGGGCAACGCCAAAUUCGCCGCCGCAUGCUGGAGCGCCCUGCCACCUGGUUACCGCGUCGACGAGACCCUUGGUUUGGACAAAUUUCCCGCUUGUUUCGAGUACGAGAUCUCGUCGAAAUUUCAAUUGAGAGUGCACCUUUACCAGGGCAGAUUCGAGCCUGGCAUGGAUUCGUCGGGUCUGCUUGAUCCAAUGGUUCGGAUCAUUUUUCAAGGCUACACAAUGACCACUAAAGUGAAGAAGCAGACACUCGAUCCGUUUUGGGAUCAAACGCUCGUAUUGCCGGCGAUCGAUCUCCACGCUACGCCCGAGUACGUGAAGGAUCAGCCGCCCAAAGUCGUUAUGGAAGUUUUCGACAGCGAUUACAACAGGCUUGAACUAUACGGACGAUGUCUGGUGGAGCCGAUGGUUAAAUUCAAGGAGCAGCAGUACUCGACAUCGGAUUUUCUCCCCCGCUUAAAAUGGCACAAGCUUACUGGUCAUCAGCAAAAUGCUCAGGGCGCUGUUAUGGCUGCCUUCGAACUCGUUCAGCUGGACAAAGACGACGAAGAGCCGAAAUCAGAGGCCAUCGACGGUGUACCGGAAAUAAUUCGGCCUCGACUGGUCAGCUACAGACUCGAAGUCAUUUUCUGGGGUAUCCGCGACUUCAAGCGGCUGAACCUGAUCUCGGUAACGAAGCCUAAGCUCGUCGUCCGCUGCGGCGAGGCCCGUCUCGAGUCCAGCGUCAUGGAGAACGCCGCGAGACUGCCGAAUUUUCCCGAUAUCCACGCUAUGCUCGAUUUGAACAUGCCAGAGGAGGAAAUUUAUUAUCCGCCGAUUAUGAUAAAGGCCUUCGAGUCGCGAGUCGGCCGCUUCGCCUACGUGGGCGUGUGUAACGUGCCGACGAUUUACAGCUUCGUGCAGAAAUUAGUGACGAGGGACGAGUACGAGGCGGCCAUUUAUCAACCCACUAAAAAGUCAAGUACUGCCGCAACGCGCCAACACGUCAACGUAUCGAUUCGCAUUGACGAAGACGACGAGGGAGAAGGGACUACUUGGAUGAGCUACAAAAAGCUGAAAAAUUAUCAGCAGAAUAAAAAGUCGUGGCUAGGUAAACUUUUGCCCUGGAAAGGACGAAGCGACGAGGUUGCCGUUACACUCGCCGUCGAGCGCGACGACUCCCUCGACUGGUGGUCCAAAUAUUACGCAUCUAUCGAGGCUUUGUCUCGGCUGCAGGAGGAGAAGAAUAAAGAGAGCGGCCCGACGAGCAAGGCAAAGCCCUGGAUAAAGCGAUUGGCGAGUUUCAAAGUGUACUCCGAAGAGUUGGAAUCUCAGCCGGAAUUUUCCGGCUUUCAGGACAGACUGCGAACUUUCGAGCUUCAUCGUGGCAAGCACAGCAACGACCCGCGACGCGCCGCCGACGACGACCGCGUCGGUAAAUUCAAGGGUUUCAUCGCCAUCUAUCGUUGGCCCCAUCCCGAUGGAUUAUCCUGCGUUAAUCGCGUCGGGCGGAGCGCCAAUUCCGGCCUUUUGAACGAUUAUCCGUCGCAAGAACCGCUGAGCCUCGUAGUCCGCGUCUACGUUGUCAAAUGUUUAAAUUUGAACCCCACGGACCCUUUGAGCGGCAAGACAGACGCUUAUCUGCGUCUCAAGCUUGGCAAACGUGUAAUCGACGAUCGAAAGAGAUACAUACCGAAUCAAUUGAAUCCAACCUUUGGCAGGGUGUACGAGCUCGAGGCCUCGCUGCCGAAAGAUCACAGCCUGCUGCUGCAGCUGUGGGAUUACGACGCCACCUCGGCGGACGAUCUCAUCGGCGAGACGCGAAUCGACAUCGAGAAUCGCUUCUACAGCCAGCAUCGAGCCACCUGCGGCCUGGCCCUCACCUACGACGAGACGGGCUACAACUCUUGGCGCGAUCGCGAGAAGCCCUGCCAGAUACUGCGCCAGCUCUGCAAGAGGAACAAUCUGCCGCUGCCCGAGUACUGGGACGAUCACGUGCGCAUCGGAAAGAUCAAAUUUCUCUGUCCCGGUCUCGGCGACCAGACGGAUAAGGAGGAACGAAUGGCUUUGAGCGUACUGCAUCGCUGGUCGGACUUCCCAAUUUGCGGCUGUGCCCUCGUUCCCGAGCACGUCGAGAGACGUCCUCUAUUCAAUCCCAAGAGGCCCGGACUGCAGCAGGGCAGAGUUGAAAUGUGGAUCGAUAUGUUUCCGAUCGACGAAUUGCCGGCAAAGCCCGCCAUCGACAUCAGUCCGCAGCCACGGGAGGAUUACGAGCUUCGCGUGAUCGUCUGGAACACCGAGAACGUUCCUCUGGUCGACAGUCAAUUUCUCACGGGCGAAAAGUGCUCGGAUAUCUACGUCAAGGGGUGGAUCCUACCGGAGGACGCGCAGCGCACCGACGUGCACUACAACUCGCUGACCGGCGAGGGCAACUUCAACUGGCGCUUCACAUUUCGCUUCACGUGGGCUCGAGGCGAGCGCUGCAUGAUCGUCCGGCGCAAGGCCUCGGUGUUCGCCCGCGACGAGACGGAGCAGCAGGUGCCCUGCGUCCUCGAGAUCCAGGUCUGGGACAGCGAUCACUUUUCCAAGGACGACUUUUUGGGUGCGCUGAGUCUCGACUUGGGCAAAUUGCCGAAAGGAAGCCACAGCUCCCGCAACUGCAAAUUGAGCCUGCUUGACCCGAACACGCCGAGAGUGAAUCUGUUCCGACUCGAGAGGACUCGCGCUUGGUGGCCUCUGUCCGUCAGCAAGACCGUGGGCCAUCCCAUGCAGGCUGGCAAAAUUGAGCUGGAAUUGAGCGUGUUGCCGGUUAAAGAGGCCGAGCAGCAGCCGGUCGGAAGAGGACGCAAGCCACCGGAAGCCCUGCCACCGCCCAAACGACCGGACACGUCAUUUUCUUGGUUUCGAAAUCCCUGGAAAGCCUGCUGUUUCGUGGUUUGCCGCUACUACCGCUGGCGGAUAAUCGGCUGUUGUUGCUGCAUCUUCGUGGUGCUCCUCGUCGCCGCCGGAGUCUACGCUUUUCCCGGAUACUUCGUCAAGCGUUUGGUCGGCGCUUAG